Malassezia sympodialis ATCC 42132 is the source of this 927-nucleotide messenger RNA. RefSeq lists its product as uncharacterized. Gene Ontology annotation, molecular function: catalytic activity. The coding region runs from base 1 to 927 and encodes 308 amino acids. NCBI's taxonomy places the organism in Eukaryota, Fungi, Basidiomycota, Malasseziomycetes, Malasseziales, Malasseziaceae. The transcript is spliced from 2 exons. The record is from RefSeq and is a predicted model, not a curated record.
AUGCCGCGUGGUGGUCUCCUGUUCGACCCUCUGGACGAGGCAUGCACACAGCUUCAGUCGAUGGCGCUCGAGAUGCCUGCCUGCUCCCGCUUCAGCGACACGUCUUCCGCUCCAGCUGCGAGGCGAUCGGCACAGGACGUCAAGUCCCAGUUCGAUCGCGCACUGGUCGAGGGCGCGAAGCGGGAGCAGCAGCGCGUCGCUUUGGCCCCCGAUGCUCCUGGUGGCCUCUGGGCAGGUAAUCAAGCAUCCAAGCGUCGCCGCACCGAGCAGCAGGCAGAGCGUGCACGCCGCCUCGCGCGCCGCAAGGAAGAGAAGCGUGCGCGCAAGGCCCGCGGCGCCCGCCAAGCCUCGUCGGGUGGCAGCAGCAGCAGCACCGAUUCGCCUACCGAGUCAGACUCAGCCAGCCCACCGAGCGACUCGUCGUCGUCGUCGGAUCCCGUCACGCCUCCCUCAGAGCCGGCAGAUACCCCGUCCUUGGCCUCGACGACACUGGCGUACCGCAAGGUGGCGCGACGGGCCAUACCCUCUAUGACAGACUCGCGUAUUCGAGGCGCCGACCUCUAUGUGGUCCGCCUUUUACAGGACACCGAGUCCAAGGCCAAGGCGAAGGAGCAGCGUCGAAAGCAUCAACAGAGGCGCGGCGUUACGAUCGUUAGCGCGGCCCCCUCACCAGCGAUACCCGUCCCAGCCAUCCCGCGCUAUGCGGACAGCCGCCCGUGCUGGCGCUGCCUCGAGUGGAUGUAUUGGGCAGGUAUCAAGCGCGUAUUUUGGACGGACACCGACGGCGAUUGGCACGGCGGCAAAGUGUCCGAGCUCCUUUUCGGAGGCAUGGCCGCUGGCGGGUCCGUGUCCUAUGUGCCCGUGCACCUGACCCAAUAUGAGCAUGCCGCUGCCAUGCUGCGGCAACGCACGGUACCACCGGGAUGA